AUGAUGGCUGUCUUUGACACCGGGAUCCAGGGGUACGACGGCAUCAGCCGGAUCGAUCUGCAAUCUUGGGUUCAACUUAGCACCGGCUUUAACAUUGAAGUGCCGUUCGAAGUUCUUCACGCCCUCCAAGGACGCUCCAAGGACUCUGAACUGUUUUUCAAUGCGCUUGGUCCUAACGCACAGCUCCAAGAAGGAGAUCGAGCGGGUUGGGACACAGCCCAUUUGUUCUACAAUUGGAUCCACAUGCUGACCAUCAGCAUGGCCCCGAGACUCAGUCACCUACAAAUGACUCUACCAUUCGGCUCUUUCGAGGAUUUGCAGUCUACCCCUCCCAAGUUUCCACAGAUUCGUGUUUUAACUUAUGGAGAGUUUGACAAAAUACAGGUUGUUGCACGAUCUCUAGUCCAUUUUCCGAACGUAUCCAGCCUUCACAUCCACGGUCACAGCAAUGUUCAGCGAGAGGAGUUUGAGGAUAUUUCCCUAAUUCCCACGCUGAAAAUUUCUAAGCUGUCCAUCUCUUGCGCGCCAGGCGCGCUCUCGUUCUUGCUCCAGUUCUGUCCUCAGUUGGAAGACCUAGAGUACCACGCGGAGCCUUCACGACAUGUCCCCGAGUCUCCUACAAGUCUGAGUUGGCCGACACAGGUCAGAGACAACCUGAGGCGCCUUGCCUGGAGCAACAAAGACUCCAGAGAGAAUUUGUUGAACGACAAUAUAGAAAACGCCUUCAUUCCUCCUCUGCAUGACUUUAACUCCCUGGAAAUUUUGGAAAUCGACUUACCGUCGCUUAUUUUGCACUCCAAGUUGCCCGCAGCAUCCCUGCCAACAUCCCUACGCAUCCUCCAUCUGGCUUUCGCGCGGGACAUUUUUGCGCCUGUUCAGAUCUCGCGCAAGCUGCGGGAACUGACGCGCGCCAAGUCGGCCCAGUUUCCUAAGCUCUCUAUCAUCAAGAUCGACCAGCCCGUGCGCCCUAUGUCAAAGAAAAGGACGUUGGCAGAUGCCAUGAGAAAUGCUGGGGUGGUCAGGCUGAUGGAUGAUGCUGAUAUUCAUUUGAGGUUUGGGUGGGAAAAGCGCUACACUCGGAAGAGGGAAAGAUGCAUUCUUCCACCGCCGCCGGGCGCUGCGGUUAAAAUGAUGUCGGUGUACAGGGACAUUGACUAUCAACGUGAAGUCUUUUCUCUAGAAGAUGUAGAUAUUCCGUAG
This is a messenger RNA of Diaporthe amygdali, 1200 nucleotides long. RefSeq lists its product as uncharacterized. The coding region runs from base 1 to 1200 and encodes 399 amino acids. The record is from RefSeq and is a predicted model, not a curated record. NCBI's taxonomy places the organism in Eukaryota, Fungi, Ascomycota, Sordariomycetes, Diaporthales, Diaporthaceae. The transcript has a single exon.